AUGCAAUUACAGCUCCAACGCCAGCUACGAUCCUGGCUCUCUUUCCUCCCGUAUUUCCUGUUUCCUUUCUUCCUUCCAUCUUUUUACUUGCUCUUCUAUCUUUGCUCUUUCUUCCUGCCUAUUUACUUGCUUGUUUCCUUCAUCCAUCUCUCUCACUCCUCCUUUUGACUAUUCUUGAACACAACCUUUCCUCUCCCAUAAUAAAUCAUAAUAACCAAUAAUAGUAAUUAUAAUAAUACUUCACAACUGCAAGUAACCGCAGGCAAAGGCAUACUUCUAUUUUUCAGUCCUUCUCCUCCUCUUCCUCCUCUCCUUUCUGUCAUUUCACUUUUGCCUCGCUUCUCCCGAGUCUCCUUGGCUAUUCUGUCCAAAUUUCAACCCACAAAGAACCUUUCACUUCUUUUCUCACUCUACAGCAUCGGUAAAACACCGUCAAAACUAAUUCUGCGAUCUUAUGACUACAGAGCCAUCCUGGAGAAUGCUAAAGUUUUUUAGUAAAAGUUUCUCGGCUAAAGAUCUCGAGGACAAACAUACACGCGAAUUACUGGAACAAGAAUGCUGGAACCUGCCUCCAUUCGGAACUCAGGAGAUCAGGGUGUUGAUGUGCCAAGAAGUCAACUCUAUCCAGGACGUUGUUCUUUUUGACAGCCAACAAGUCUUAUCAUCAGAAUACAAUCCCGUAGAUAUGCCCCCUUCCCCAGCCAGGAGUUCUUUCAAAAGUAGCAGCAUGAACAGUCUCUUCGGGUCACUACGGAGUGAUCGCUCAUUACCCAUUAACCUCUUGGGCAGCCAAACUGUGCCCAGUAGGCGACCUACAAAACUUAUCCCCUCUAUCAUCCCAAAGCUCAUGUUUGGCACCACUCCACUUGCUUAUAAGGGCUCUUCAACAAAGAUCCAUCUCUUGAACGAACCCAUGCAGAUCAUGCUGACAAAGACAUUUAGCAUCCAUCCUACAGACGUUAUGGCUUACACUGUAGCUUCAACACGCAGGGGAUCAUUUUCUUCUAAUAAUAGCAAUAACACAGUAGAAAUAACUGGGUUGUCAACAAUAAGUGGGCAUGGCGACUAUCGAUCGCACCCUCGAGCGUCACGACCUAUGACAGCCUUUAUACCCGAAUCAGCCUACACACGGGAGGAAUCUAAAAAUGGUGCAGUAUCUUCAUCAUUACCCAAUGCGUCGCCUCUUCGGACACGGACUUCACGUCCAGGAUUUGAUGUUCGAAGAUUAAGACGCGCUAGUCAAACUAGUAUGGAAAAUGGAACAUUCAAUCCAAUGCCACUACCUAGCUCGUUUUCACAUCUAGAUAGUCUUGGAAACGCGAAGCCUGCAUUAACUCAAGCCGCACGCUCAAAAUCAUUUUCAAUCGCUGUGUUCAUCGAAGUCAACAAUAACACUCGGCUACGGGAGUUCGUAUUUUCACAUUUCGCUGUGAUUGAGACUCGUUUACAUCAGCUUCAAGCACUAUGCCUAGAACUACUAUUACCAGUUUGUCGCAGGCUGAUAAAUGCUAAAGCAGGUUUGUCCGGAAGCGGACAUGUGCGCUCAAUACCAGAUCUUACGAGGCUGUCAUUUCAACAGGACCCGAGACUUCAGGAGGCAGUGAGUAGACUUCAGCAAGCGAUUUACCAACUAUACAGCGCGCCACGCAUCCAGGCUCCAUUAUGGCUCAAUAUUAAUACAUACCCGAGUAAACGGGCAUCCUAUUCGGCAUCAUUUAUGACAGAACUCAUUCAUCUUAUGGAAGAAAGUCCAGCCUCAGGACAGCUAGUAUCAGAGGUCAUCUCUGCGGUAUUAAGCUACCAUACAUCGUGGGUCCCGACUAUUGCUCCAACAGAUCAGUCUUUGAUUCGUGCUAAUGCUCAAGGAGCUUAUGAUCCGUUGUGGGCUCAGUUGAGCGAUCUUUAUGGUAAUAUCGGUACCACAUCUAGGAUCAGUCGAACAAUAGUGGUAGGCUCCAAUGCCAGCUUCGUUCGACGGCUUCUUUACAUUCUCAGCUACUUUAUCCGGUGUAAUGAAGUUUUCCAACGCUUGACCGAAUUCAAAGAGGACCCCGAUUCGCUUCUUAAUCCACCGCCACCCCCAACUUAUGAUCUGCCAGAAGACCAUGAGAGUGGUAGUCCUGCCACCUUAAUACGAUCGAUCAGUAUACCAAAGCGCCCUAGAAUCGAUACCUUUGCAGGACGUGGGUCUUCUGUUUCGCGUGCAUCUGCCUCUUCUCGCCUAGCAUCUAUUGGAGAGCCUACAACGCCGAUCAUACCUCACCAUAAUCAGAAUGAGCGAGAUCGGCCUCUCGCGUCCUCCGUUUCUCGGAGGCCUACGUUUGACUCUGUUAGACCACGGAUUGAAACCAAAGACUCUGUAUCGACAGAAUCCACACCUUUUCACUCCCAACCUACGACCCCAACUACGAUUGAGAGUCGUCCUGAUUCAGAUCGAGUGUCUGCAACGGGUGAAGAAAACGGACCUCAGCAGGUGCAGGCGCAACACGCGCCAAACCACCAUCUUCGCGUCGAUACCUCACGAUCAAAGACAUUAUCAUCGGAGAAUUUAGGAAUUGAUCCACCAAGAAGCACUCAUGAUCCUAGUUGCUCUGCUCAAGAUGUGCUUACAAAUGUGCCGCUACCAGCCUCGCGCAUUGUAUGCUCGUUUCCUCCAUUUCCCUCAACUUCUAUGGCCUCGCCUACCAACGGCGCACCAGUUGAGGAAAAGCUCAUCCCGGCCGAUGUCCUAUUUUGCAAAUCAUAUGGUCGAUCAUUAAUGGCGCCUUACUGCGAUCGGUACAUGUCAGAUUUUGCGCUAAUGGGUGUACCAAAGUUUGAUUUUCAGCAUUUCAUGGAAACUGACAUGAGAGAUACUAUGCGACACUUUGAGAUCCAGGAACGUAUAGCAUCCACGGUCUGUAUUGUUGCAGAUACCAAUACGAUGAAGUGCAACAUCUUCUGCGCAAAGCCUCUACCUCAACUCCCCACUGUCUUCAACGCAGGUGAUUUACGUGCAGGUUCGGGCGGUGGAAUUGGUGGCGGACUUGGUGGCCCAAUUGAUCUAAGAGGAGAGCCUGUCACACGACUACCGCACACUGCUGCUAGUUCUUUCAUAGAUGAAACGUUGCACCAAAUGAUGGAUCUAGCCCAUAAUGGACUCACCGCAGAACAAUGUUUAAAUUAUCUGGAAGACCGACUACAUCAACUAUAUCAGUGCAGCCGUAUGCUGUCGUCCAUCGCCCGCGAUCAGAAUAUGGUGAAGGUUUAUCCGACUCUCGAAUCUGUAGCUCCAUUGUUAGGUCUACAUCGCUCUGAUAUGACACUUGUUCUUGCGGUUUGUUCAACUUAUGAUGAACUGACAGUCAGCGUCUACGAGUAAAAUUCUUUUUCUUUUUUUCCUCCCUCGCUUUCACCAUUUUCUCACUUCAUUAAGCUCUUGUCAGGUUCGAUAUACCCAC
Messenger RNA from Lobosporangium transversale, 3440 nucleotides. Its product is annotated as folliculin-interacting protein middle domain-domain-containing protein. The record is from RefSeq and is a predicted model, not a curated record. Gene Ontology annotation, cellular component: cytoplasm. The coding region runs from base 455 to 3361 and encodes 968 amino acids. The transcript is spliced from 9 exons. Lineage: Eukaryota; Fungi; Mortierellomycota; Mortierellomycetes; Mortierellales; Mortierellaceae. Gene Ontology annotation, molecular function: protein-folding chaperone binding; ATPase inhibitor activity.